UUUAAAUUAUUGAAUUGAGCCGUAUAAAUUUGAAAAGUUAUAAUUAUUUAAAGACCAAAAGGCAAGUCAAUUAUUUUAAUCGAUCAAUGAAUUGAUUACUGAGAAUCAUUUUCCUAUUAAAAGUGAUAAAAAUGUAAAAAGUCAUUGCCAAUUCCGUCGUAAAUCAUACUGUAUAAUAAUAUGCUACGUAAGUUACUUUAGUCAAUACCAUGAAGGCAUGCACUAAGAUAUCUUGAGCAUAGUUAAUACCUGCACAGAAAGUCAGAACUCGCUACUCGACAGUCAUAUUUUAAAACGGAUUCUGUAUUUCUUUAUUUACUUCUAAGACUAGACACUUGUGGAUAUUGUCCACAUCAUGUUAGUUCUAAUCACAGCAAUAGUUUGCAGUUUUAUUAGCCAUAUACAUAGUGAAGGCCAGUGUAAUGGUUUGUACAGUGACUAUUCUCAUCAUUUAUCAUCUAAAACUCCGUACCGAUAUGUAGCCAACUAUAACACAGAACCAAUCAACUUCGAAGGUUGUAAGGCAUGGAAAAUUUGGCUAGUUCAAAGACAUGGUACAAGGACACCUGGUAAAGAAUUAGAUCAGUUCGUCAAAAACAGAUUACCAGAAAUUCAAAAAGACAUUGUAAACAAUUUGAUUGAGUGCAAACUAUGCAAUGAAGAUGAAAUAAAAUCAUGGACUUCUCAUGAAGAAAUAGAUGAUCAAAAGCGAUUAACCAGAGAAGGAGAAGAUGAACUUUUAGCAAUUGCCGAACGUAUGCAACUUAGAUUUCCUAAUUUAUUAAAUCAACCAUAUGAAAAUACAAACUUUUUGUUUAGGUUUACUGAUACUCAAAGGACUAGAGUAAGUGCUAAACAAUUUGCAACUGGAUUAUUUGGACGAAAUGACGUUAAGAAAGUAUUAUUUGAUGAACCAUUAGCUAAAGACCCAUUAUUAAGGUUUUAUAAAGUUUGCCAAAAAUGGAGAAAAGAUGUUAAAAAAUCAUCUUCAGCAUCAGCUGAAUACCAAAAAUUUGUCGAAUCUCAAUUAACUAGAGUUACUUUAAAAAAUUUAUCUUCAAGACUUGGACUUGAUUACACGUUAACAUUUAAGGAUGCCAAGAAUAUAUAUACAUACUGUGCUUUUGAAACUGCUUGGGAGAAAAAUAAAGUUUCACCAUGGUGUUCAAUUUUUAAUAAAUCUGAUUUAAUGCUUUUCGAGUACAGUGAAGAUUUGAAGCAUUAUUUGAUUGAUGGUUAUGCUUAUGAGUUAUCAUACAAACAAGCUUGUGUCUUAUUAAAAAAUGCAAUUGAAUAUUUCGACGAUCAAGAUUUAAAUAGCAAGAAUGGUAUUUUCUAUUUUACCCAUUCAGGUACAAUUUUGAAAAUGCUCGGAUUGUUAGGUCUUUAUAAAGAUGAACAUAAAUUAAAACAUGACAAUUAUUUUGAAAUGGAGAAUCGGCAAUGGAGGACUUCAAAAAUUGAUCCUUUUGGUUCAAAUAUUGCAUUUGUUCUUUACAAGUGUAAUAAUAAUGAAACUAAGAUACUAACAUUACACCAAGAAAGAAUCGUCCAUCUUAAUGGUUGCAAAGAUGGCCUUUGUUCAUAUAACAAAUUUAAACAACUGUUUUCAACGGAACUUCAAAACUGUAAUUUUGAUGAAAUGUGUAAUAUUGACUAAAUUGUUUAAUAUUUAAACUUACAAAUAUUAUUUUACAUAGGUAUGUACCAAUUAUUAUUUUUUAGUUGCUAUAGGUUAUUUUUAUAUUAUUAACUAUAUCACAACAAAAUUAUAUUACCAAGUGUUUUGUUGGGGUACAAAGAUUUGAAGAAAAAUGUUUACAAUUUUAUUUUUUGUAUUUUUUUCUGAAUUAUUCUUGUACUCUGCUUUAGUUGCAAUUGAAAUGUACUGAAAAUAUAUCAUAAUUAUUUUUAAUUACAAUACAAAUUAUCUCUCCGUAGUGGUGUAACAGCAAACCCACAACUCUGUGUCAUAAUUUUAUAUUUUAAAUGCUUAAGAAAUUUAUCAUAAAAUGGACUCUAAAUGGUACAAAAAGUGAAAAGUUGCGUCCAAAGUGGUAAUCUGUCAAAAUAUCUAAAUUUAUCAGUUUUUCCAAAAAUGAGUGCAUUACUCUAUACUUUGAAAUAAAAUUAUCUCAAAUAUCAAA
Myzus persicae (green peach aphid) is the source of this 2147-nucleotide messenger RNA. Its product is annotated as multiple inositol polyphosphate phosphatase 1-like. Lineage: Eukaryota; Metazoa; Arthropoda; Insecta; Hemiptera; Aphididae. The record is from RefSeq and is a predicted model, not a curated record. The transcript has 10 exons. Gene Ontology annotation, molecular function: inositol phosphate phosphatase activity; acid phosphatase activity. Bases 356 to 1660 code for a protein of 434 amino acids.